Messenger RNA from Chlorella variabilis, 2037 nucleotides. RefSeq lists its product as hypothetical. The transcript has 7 exons. The coding region runs from base 1 to 2037 and encodes 678 amino acids. The record is from RefSeq and is a predicted model, not a curated record. NCBI's taxonomy places the organism in Eukaryota, Viridiplantae, Chlorophyta, Trebouxiophyceae, Chlorellales, Chlorellaceae.
AUGCAGCAUCGGGGCAGGGAGGUCACGCUGAAUCUGCGGCAGGCCGAGCUGCUGGGGCGCCUUCUCGCAGCGCAUGGGCGCUGUGCCAGCCAGCCCAUCACUCGGUUGGGCAUUCAUACCUCUAGGCUGGGCCAGCAGCUUGAUGCGGGCAUCCUGGCCCCCUUCCACCACCUCAGCUUUCUGAAGCUGUACUGGUUUGACAGCGGUGACCUGGCGGGGGCACCCUCUAGCCUGCGCCAAGUGCACAUGGUGCUUCCCGGCUCCUCCUUCAUUCAUGCACAGGUCACACUGGCUAUGCUCCGGUUCGAACGCCUCCUGGUAGAUGCGGCGGCACAGGGAGGCGCUCCCCCACAGCAGCUGGAGCUACCAGCAGCAGCCGAGGCAGAGCCGGCACCAGAGCCAGCAGCAGUCUUGCCAGAGGCAGAGGCGGCACCAGAGCCAGCUGCAGUCUUGCCGGAGGCAGGAGAAGGGGCGCAGCAGCCGGCUGCAGCCGAGGAGGAGGAGGCGCCGCCACAGCCAGCCGCGGCUGCGGAAGAGGCAGGAGAGGCGGCGCACGUACCUGGUGCGGCAGCUUUGCAGGCAGAGCAGGCACCAGGCGGUGCGGGGGCUGUCGCAGCUGCCGCUGCUGCACAGCCGGUUGACUGGGCUGCCAUGGGGGCGGCCACCGCUGCGGCUGCUGCGGCGUUGCCGGAUGUGGGGCAAGCUGUGCAGCAGUUUGAGCUGCUAACGCAGCAGAUGGAGGCUGCUGUGACGGCCCAAGGCAUGCUCACUCCCAUCAUCAGGGCGCCGCCAGUCCGCCUGGAUUCGCUCAUUAUUGACGGCGGUGGCCUGCAUCUGGCGGCGGAUGCAGUGCAGCUGUUUGCGACUGCCAGGACAGUGCGCCUGGCAGCGCUGCGGCUGCAGCUGACGGCCCCAGAUCCACUGUUGGGCGCUCCAAGCCAACGCCAGUGGGACGUGCAGGCGCUGCUGCUGCGGCCAGACCUGCGCCAUGCUGCGGCGCUGCUUGCCGCAUGUUACAGAGGAGGCGCAGCCAGCGCGCUCAUAGCUGCACAGCACUACGAGCUGAUGCUGGCAGCCCCUGCUGGUGGCAACGAGCCUCCGCAGCAGCCUCUGCUGCUUGCAGCGGCAGCAGGCGCGGAGGAUGCGGAUGGCAUGCCAGGGGUGGUGCCGCCGCUGAUGGCUGAGCUGUCAUCCAGUCAGCUUGCGGCCCUCCUGCGGCACCGUGCGGUGCGGCAGCAGGGCGUCAGUCUGCACCGUCUGGAGGCCAUCGCCGAUGGAGUGCUGUGGCUGACCAUGCUCCGUACCAAGCGCGGCAUUGAGACGUCCAGGCUGGGCCAGCAGCUUGAUGCGGGCAUCCUGGCCCCCUUCCACCGCCUCAGCUAUCUGAAGCUGUACUGGUUUGGCAGCGGUGACCUGGCGGGGGCACCCUCUAGCCUGCGCCAAGUGCACAUGGUGCUUCCCGGCUCCUCCUUGGUCCAAAUUCACAUCAACAAUGCUGUGGCAAAGUACAAUCGCGCCGUGGUGCAGGCGCCGCCCUUUCUGCUGGACUCGCUCAGCAUUGAUGGCAGAGGCCUUCACGUGGCGACAAAUGCAGCACAGCUGUUUGCGGCUGCCACGAGGUUGGAGCUUGGCGCGGGGCAUCUGCGCCUGGCGGCCCCGGAUCCGCUGCUGGGCCGCUGCCAACUGCGCCAGCGGGCAGCCCUGCUUGAGCGGCCUGAGCUUCGCUGCGUGGCAGCCUUGCUUGCCGUCUACAUGACAGUGGACCCAGCCAGCGCAGAGUUCAAUGUACUGCAGUAUGAGCUGCAGCUGGCCAGCCCUGUGGGUGCUGCUGCGGAGGCGGCAGUGCCGCUGAUGGUCGAGCUGGCAUCCGAUCAGCUUGGCAGCCUUUUGCCACACGACGCUGUGCAACGUCCCAGCGUUGCAGCGUGCCUGAAGGAUCCCGACGCGCAGGGAAAUCGGCAGGUGGUUCUGGCGAGGGGCCCCGCCCAGGCGACGGACUUCUCGGGCAUUGCCUGCAUCACUAUUAACAGGGAGUAA